CGUAUGCGCAGGGCAAACGUAGAAACGCUUGCGCGAGAGAGAAACGGAAAAGACUAUCGCCCUUGAAGAACCCUACUGCAAGGAGCUCACGACCUUCCAAGACCAAUGCCAUGCAGCAAUCCAGCGCAGCAACUCUGAGUCAGACCCAGCCAUCUUCACAACCACAGCCGGCUGUCUCCAAUUUGUCUACUGCACCUGCUGUCGGUGAUAGUACCGCAGCUACAACUUCAGCGCCCUCGCGCCCUGACGUAGUGCUCAUACAGGCUGGGCUCUGGGCUCGCUUCUGGCUCUUCAUUGUGAUUUCUCACGCACUUCUAGAAUAUCACACUUUCGCCGAUGGGAUCUGUCUCUGCUAUGUUUCGACCGUCGUUUUUUUGAUACGACACGCCAAGCUCUGGAUUGGAUUGGUAUUCGCUUACUUCUCCGUUUAUGGUUAUCGCAAACUGAUUUACUUUGGGGUAUUUGCUAUCGCAGAAACGGGACUUGGGCUAAUUCUUGGGCUGUUGUGAUCGCGUCUUGAACGACAUGUACGAGCGUCCACUCUGUCGCAUCAGGCGUCUCGUCUCGGUUUUGCCUGUUGCCAAUAUACUUGCUCCCCCUGUCCAUUCGCAAACGUUCGUUACAUCAACG
Messenger RNA from Suillus subaureus, 630 nucleotides. RefSeq lists its product as uncharacterized. Bases 111 to 509 code for a protein of 132 amino acids. The transcript is spliced from 4 exons. The record is from RefSeq and is a predicted model, not a curated record. NCBI's taxonomy places the organism in Eukaryota, Fungi, Basidiomycota, Agaricomycetes, Boletales, Suillaceae.